Molecule: messenger RNA, 2610 nt
Organism: Petromyzon marinus (sea lamprey)
Lineage: Eukaryota; Metazoa; Chordata; Hyperoartia; Petromyzontiformes; Petromyzontidae
Source: RefSeq, a predicted model, not a curated record
AUGGAGGGAGGGCCCACUUGGAAGGCUGGAAACGCACGGUCCACACCCGAGGCCGGAGCCCCUGGCGGUGCUGGCGGACCCCCGGGGGGGCCGCCCCCCAACCUCACCAGCAACCGGCGGCUGCAGCAGACCCAGGCGCAAGUGGACGAGGUGGUGGACAUCAUGCGAGUGAACGUGGACAAGGUGCUGGAGCGCGACCAGAAGCUCUCGGAGCUGGACGAUCGCGCCGACGCGCUGCAGCAGGGAGCCUCGCAGUUCGAGAGCAGCGCCGCGAAACUGAAGCGCAAGUACUGGUGGAAAAACUGCAAGAUGAUGAUCAUUCUCGGCGUGAUCUGCGCUCUGGUCGUUCUCGUCAUCAUACUUUAUUUCUGUCUGUGAUUGUCCGAGCCCAACUGGAUAAAAGCAGCGCAAGCUAAAUGAGAUCUCUUCCAUAAAAUAACCACCUUGUUCCCUCCCCUUCCUCACCCCUUGUCCCCCUUCUGCUCUCCAUCCGGUACCUCCCCAGCUUUCUCUUCUUGGGCUUGUGAAUGUGAUGACCCUUAACCCACCUCCCGGUUCCCAGCAUCCCCCUCUCUGUAAUGUACCCAAAGCAGUAUUGUAGUGUUGAAAACAAUAAGCUCCCAGAAAAAAAACUCUCUCAUGUUAGGAAGUGAUCACUGUUCAUACCUCUGCAAACCAGCAAGGAUGUCCAAAGUCGAUCUGGCAGUAUACUUUAUGAAUAGACGCACUGCAUUUAGAAAUUAUUUAUGACCUUUUGUGAUCCUGUCCCACUCACAGUGCUGGCUGCCCAAGAGAAUUUGUUUACUCUUAGACUUUAACUGGCUGCCUGCAAACGUAACUCUUUGUGUCUUUUAAAGGUUUGGAAUCAAUAAAAAAACUAUGAUAUUCAUUAUGUAGAGGACAAACACAAGUAAUGUAUAUUGACACGGUUAGACAUUUUUUUCACAAUUAAUAUAUAUAGCCACCACUCCUGAAAGUCGAACGGCUAAGUGAUUCUUUUCGACCGGUAAUCGCGAUGUGAUUCCUUGGGCAUCACAUUCUCCCGGAUGUUAAUUUACUGCAAACACGGUAUGGUUUUUUUCUUCUUAUUAUAUAUUUUUUUGGGGAUCAAACUACAUUCUCUGAUGCAUGCUUUUAUUCAAGACGGCAGUAAUUCUCACCUCUCGGUUGUGAUAUGUACGCAAACAAAACGAGAGUCUUCAGUAAAUUCUUGCGCAGAUUGUGUUUUUUUUUGGGGGGGGGGGGGGGGUGGGGGUGGUGGGGGGUGGUGGGGGACACACCUAUUUGAGAGCUUGAGCGACGAGAGAUGCCGCGUGGGCUGUGUGUGGCAUUGGCGCCGGAAGGGGCUCUAAGGCAUCCGUCGUCUGGGGCAGCGCGCGGUUGUGGCUUCGGCUGCUCGCUGUGGCUGCUACGCUCGAGAACGUCCUUCGCAGAGACACUCACGCAGGCACCUCUCCGUCGCGCGCCGUCAUAGCCCUUGAGCGGGAACAUUUUGAACCGUUCUGAAGAUUUAAACAAAAAAUCCUCCGCACGCUAUUGCAAAUACGCAAGUCGGAAACAACGAUAUUCUGUCUAAAGUAAUAUUCGCUGAUCGGCGAAGAGCAGACCGUCAGCAGACGUGCAGAUGUGACCCCCCCCACAUACCCCACGUAUCGUUUACCCCCCCCCCCCCCCCCCCGCUGAAAACGACAUAAUUGUGCAAUUGGUCUCACCUGGAUACGGUAUACUGCAAACAGACUCGGUGUCCAUAUUGUAACGUGCAACGUAAGUAGCUGUUGUGUUGUCUGUGCCGUGGGGUGUUCUCUCCGUGUGCCACGGUGCACACGACGUCGCGAAGGGCUCUGGGAUGAACACGCUGAGCUUUUGCGCGCUGCCCGUGGUUUCAAAAUUGUGAGUUAAUUGAUUUAAAAAAAAAUUGAAAUGUGUUUCUGACGUCUAGAUGAGUUCUAAAGAGCAAUAUACUGUGAGCAUGUAAUCGAGGUUACACGAGUCCCUUGGUGGAAAACAGAUUCAAGUUGGCCGUAUUUCCCACCGUUUGCUGGUUUGUCCCCGAUGGCUGAACACCGCGCAGACUCCAACAAUCUGGCCAAGACGUUGAUGAACGUUCGUCGUCUGAGUGUGCAUGCCAUGUCCAUCACUGCUGUUUUGAAUAAAGGUCAAACAAACGUGUGUGCUUUUUUUAAACGGUUGACUGCAAAGUUUAAUUUCGCCUACAGUGCUGUUCGUAUCGAAAGUAUGUGUUUGACUAUCAGAUAUUAUAUUGCAUAUCGCUUGAAAUAUCCUGUUGGCUGUUGGGGGGGGGGGGGUGGGUGGCAUGUACGUCUGUGAGAAAUUUGUAGCUCAGAGAAAACAAAAAAACUCCAUCGUGAUACAAAUGGUGUCUGUGUAACCACUCAUGUUCUACCACUGCAGGACAACACUUUAUUCAGCUGUGCUUUAUGGUGCAGAAGCGGAGAAAGAUAAUUUACUCGUUACGUGGAAAUGUAGAGGUUCGCAGAAAAAAAAGAGAGAUGUACCGUUGUGUGGUUUAUUUUAAGAACCAUAUUCAUGUCUCUUGUAGUACUGUAUAAAGAAUAACACUAAAAAAAAAUCAUGCCAUUUGCUCUCGCG